AUGUCGCAACAACCUUUUUGGACGGACGAGAUAUGGAAUCAACAAAAGGAAUCAGGACAACAGCAACCAACGCAGCAGGAAUACAUUGAUUACGAUGGCUCAAAUAAGUAUUUGUAUCAAAGCGUAUUGCAAGCAGGACAACCACCUCAACAAUAUCUUCCGCCGCAAUUACCUGCUGAUGCGCUUACUUUUGGUGGUCUGCCAACGCAACCGCUGUCGUAUAUUAUAAUGGAUACCAAUCUGGCUGCGCAUGAACGGCUAGGUACAGGUUCUAUUCAGCAACAUGACAACACUCGCUCUACUCGGCAAACCCUGCCUACGCACCGGCAAAAACGUCAACAACGGCAGUUGUCGCAGUACCCGUAUUCGAGACAGCCGAUGCAAUCU
Paraglomus occultum is the source of this 387-nucleotide messenger RNA. NCBI's taxonomy places the organism in Eukaryota, Fungi, Glomeromycota, Glomeromycetes, Paraglomerales, Paraglomeraceae. The record is from the annotation of a GenBank genome assembly.